AUGAACUUUGGUCUCUUCUCAAACUGGUCAAGCAUGGGCUCAGCAAGCCAGAACGCGAUGAAUAAUGGAGCGGUUGCUCCUAACCUCUUUUACUACCGCCCAAAAAACAUCUGGGUUUUAGGACAAGAAUGGGGUGUAUACCCAUUCAACUACAUGACAUCUACCGACCCUACGAACCCAAAUGGAUGGUCAUCUCCCCAAGCCCUAUUUACUGGAAGCUUGCCCGGCACAGGCGCUAUUGAUCCGGCGCUUAUCAGCGAUGGCACAAACAUGUAUCUUUUUUUCGCAGGAGAUAAUGGUCACAUUUAUCGGUCCAGCAUGCCGAAUUCGCAAUUCCCAGCAAGCUUUGGUUCAACUUACACGACAAUCAUGACUGCCGCUACCAAUGACCUAUUCGAAGCGGUGCAAGUUUAUAAAGUUGAUGGCCAGAGCCAGUACCUUAUGAUCGUUGAGUGUAUUGGAUCAGUGGGGCGGUAUUUCCGCUCUUUUACUGCUAGCAGUCUAAAUGGUUCAUGGACAGCGCAGGCUGCCUCAGAGAGCAAUCCUUUUGCUGGGCAUGCUAACAGUGGAGCAUCCUGGACUAAUGAUAUCAGCUCCGGCGACCUUAUCCGCAGCACAAACGAUGAGACUAUGACAAUCGACCUUUGCAACUUGCAACUGCUUUACCAGGGGAUGGCCAUAGGUUCUGGCGGGGAGUAUAAUCUCCUGCCAUGGCGACCUGGUGUUCUCACACUCACCAACCCUGGCAGUGGCUCUGGAGGAUCCGGGGAUGGAGGCUCUGGAGGUGGAGGCUCAGGCACGGCGGCUCACUGGGCUCAAUGUGGUGGUCAAGGGUGGACUGGGCCUACCACUUGCGAGAGCCCCUACAAAUGCACCGCAAGCAACGAAUGGUAUUCUCAAUGUCUGUAA
Trichoderma aggressivum f. europaeum is the source of this 909-nucleotide messenger RNA. Its product is annotated as CAZyme family GH62. Lineage: Eukaryota; Fungi; Ascomycota; Sordariomycetes; Hypocreales; Hypocreaceae. Gene Ontology annotation, cellular component: extracellular region. The record is from RefSeq and is a predicted model, not a curated record. The transcript has 2 exons. Gene Ontology annotation, biological process: L-arabinose metabolic process. The coding region runs from base 1 to 909 and encodes 302 amino acids. Gene Ontology annotation, molecular function: alpha-L-arabinofuranosidase activity; cellulose binding.